UUGGGCGCGAGGCCGGGCGGUUGGGAGGCCGGUGGCGCCAUGGGGGCCAGGCUGCGACUCCUCUGCGCCGCAGCGGCACUGCUGUGCGCGGCACCGCCGCCGGGUCAGCCCGGAGCCCCCGGCGCGGCGGCCGCCGCCGUGCUGCCCGCCGGCGAGGGGGACGGGUACGGGGUGAAGCUGUGCGGCCGGGAGUUCAUCCGCGCCGUCAUCUUCACCUGCGGCGGGUCCCGCUGGAAGCGGCUCUCCCUGCUGGCGAUGGAGCCGGCGCCCGCGGCCGAUUCUGCACGAACAGCAAGUAACAAACUACUGGGAAACUUCAAGGUGCAACCAAAUUUGGGUCCUGAAGUGGAGCAGCUGCAGAGAAGCAGCCCAUUUCUAGGAUGGGAGACAUUUAAGGAUCUGUAUAGUUUAAAUGACUAUAACGAAUAUGUACCUGUGGCAGACAACUUCAAAGAACUUGUUCGCCAGGUUGAAGAAGCUGUCAGCUCCCCUGCUGACAGUGGAGGAACAGGAGUUGCAAACCCCAUGGGAUCAAACAGUUAUCUUUGGGCCAGCUAUCCCAGAAGAAAACGUGAAUCUCUGGGUUUGGCAGGAAUGUGUUGCAAAUGGGGCUGUACAAAAGCUGAAAUUAGUACUAUAUGCAGAGUUUAAAAUCCUCUCUGCACUUAUGCAUGAAAUUAAUGUUUGUUGCAGUGCCACUUGAUUGAAUACUGUACGGAGGAAGAAACUCUCACUGUGUUCUAUUUUGUCUGUAUGUGCCAGUCAAUACUGCUGGUUUUCCUAAAAAAAAAAAAAAUCCACUAGUGUAAUUGUAAUGACUUUUUUUUGCUGUAACUUUUAGUCUGUAUUUUUUAUUAAGUCUUUCAAUGUCAAGUCUUUACACUUAUAUUACAAAUGUAUUAUAUCUUUGUAACACUUUAGGAAGAACUUCAAUGUUUCAUUAAAGUGUAGUUAUACUAAAUGUUACUGAAUAGUUAUUUCUCUUUCAGCAGAACAUCUAGCGCUGUUCUUAAAAUGAGAAUCAUGGUACAAAGCUGUACAAAAAGGGUAUUUUGCCAGUUGAAGCUCCACUUGUGAUAAAUAAUAGAAGAAUUUUGCUUUCGCUAAAAGU
This is a messenger RNA of Tyto alba (common barn owl), 1111 nucleotides long. RefSeq names its product relaxin-3-like. NCBI's taxonomy places the organism in Eukaryota, Metazoa, Chordata, Aves, Strigiformes, Tytonidae. The transcript is spliced from 2 exons. The record is from RefSeq and is a predicted model, not a curated record. Gene Ontology annotation, molecular function: hormone activity. Gene Ontology annotation, cellular component: extracellular region. Bases 40 to 651 code for a protein of 203 amino acids.